Molecule: messenger RNA, 3258 nt
Organism: Xyrauchen texanus (razorback sucker)
Lineage: Eukaryota; Metazoa; Chordata; Actinopteri; Cypriniformes; Catostomidae
Product: rho guanine nucleotide exchange factor 6-like
Exons: 13
Coding region: 555-1658 (367 amino acids)
Source: RefSeq, a predicted model, not a curated record
CAGGUAGCAUCACCUCAAGCUCCCAGCAAACAGCGUUAUCUUCGUUAAGACAAAGGCUCACCUGAUUUGUGUUCUUUGUUAUUUUCUGGCCAGAGUGCCGUAUUGGGCCCAGCCCAGGAUGGUCUCCUUCCGUCUGCAAACCUGACUUUCGGUUUCAAGAAUUUUAAGGGCGUCUUCCUACCAAAGAGAUAAGAGAAGGGCAUGCUUCUCAAGCAGCAAAUCUGAUGCAGUGUGGUGUCUCAUGUAUCUGGUUUCUUACCGUGGACCGCUUCGAGGAAGGAAUGGAUCCAGGCUUGUAGAAGGGGAGUGACAGUGGUGUUCUCAGAAAGCUGGGUAGAGCCUAUGAGCUGGGAGAAGAGCCAGGUGCCAGAUAGAGAAAGGACAGACAGCAGGUCCAGAGAGACUCACACCAGGCAAUGGAGGACAAGGACCAAUCAUACAAGAAGAAGAUUGGCAGUACAUUGAAUGCUGGUUUUGAGGCUGUGCUGUGAUGUUACAUGCUGUUACAAUAUUGAGACAAGGAGGAGAAGGCGGAUCACUCAGAAGAUGCACAAAUGUCAUGUGUAACAGGUAACCCUGCAAGGCUGUGGAGUCUUGCUGAAAGUAGGCUCCAAAUUACCACACAAAAUGGCACACAUGAAGUUCCCCAUUGCUGCCCCUCUGUCAGCCACCUGAAGAAAGAGGACCCAGAUCCUGUCUCAGCAACGGAGCUGACAGAUAGCUCCAUUUCAAAAGCAGUGCUUUGGGGAUGGACGAAAGAUGAGCUCCAUCAUAGGCUGUACACUCAACCAAUCAGAGAAUGGGAAGGGCGGGCUCCACACACAUAUGGAGACAUUAUACACUCAUCUUCUGUGUAUUUACACAGUGAAUACACAAAGGCUAUGAGCGAACAAUAUCUGGUUUUAUUUUCCUUCCAUCUGCUAAUCCUCUCUUUGGACAGCCCUAAUCAUGAUUUUAUGUAUGAGGGCAUUCUUCCCCUCUCUACCAUUGAGGUGCGACUGAUCUCUCAGCAGGACCCCAAUUCGCCACAUAUGUUUGAGAUUAGAGGACCUAUGGUGGACUCAAAGAUCUUCAUUUGUGCAAGUGCUGCAGAAACAAAAACCUGGAUGGAGAACAUUGAGGACAGGAGAUACAAAAGUCUGAGGCAGCAGCUGAGUCCCUACCAUAGCACACUCUCAUAUUUGGUGCCAUGUGAUGAGAGCUGGAAGAGGGAGGAGCUUAAAAGGUAUUUACUGCGUUCUCCCAUCUUUCAAUGGGAGGGAAAACCAAUUCAGCACAUGGGCUAUCCAAAAUACCUUUCAAUGGUGCACAUCAGCAACAUAUACUCACAGGCCCGGGUUUUGCAGGGACAUCAGGAACGCUUGCUUUUGCUCUUUCCAUUUGACCUUCUCAUUCUGUCUGUUGACUGUCAGCGUGUACGAGUGAAAUAUGAGGGUCGACUGCCACUGAAGAGCAUCAAAGCCUUGGAAAGAUCUGCACUACCUGGCAGACUGGAAUUUGAACUCACAGGUGAAAUGAUGGAGCCUCUGCUGGUCUCCUGUAUUUACCCUGAGGAUUAUCAAAGCUGGAUCUUCCAAUUGCAACAGCCUGAUAAAGUAGCAGAUUCAUUGCCACAUCACACCCCUCCACCUCUCAUACCAAAAAAGCGCAGAAGCUAAGGAAGAUCGGAAGAAUGUGAAGGAUGGGAAUCAAAAUGAAUUUGACCAGAGUCUCUCCAACAAAUGACAUCACAUCACUAAUACUCCAAUCAUUGUUCCAAAUGGAUGCUUUGAUGUCAAAUUAACAUUUUACUUUUGUGUCUGAUUUCUUUGGAAGUGACAAUUUUAACUCAUAAGUAACUCUCACAAUCUCAGCACAGCUUGUGAGGUGUACAGAGAGUUUUUCAAUAGCAACAGUAGGAAACAGAACAGGUAAUUCUGUUAGACAGAUAUUAAGAACAGUCUACUCAAUUUCUGUAAAUAUCUACUUGUAUUUAUGAGCAUAUAAGUACAAAACACUGUAUAAAAUGAGUACCAAAUGUAUCACUGAGAAUAAUAAACUGCUUUUAUUAGAAAUGAAUUCCAGGGCCUCAACAGGUUUUCUUUUACCUCUCACUAACUAACUAACACACAUUUUGACAGUAUAUCAGCUGGAAAUCAUUCUAGGUUCUUCUAAUAAAUAUCACAAUAUACAUGACCCUAGUAAGGCAUAAUAGGUGAGGUGAGGCAGGAAGGCGAGCUCUCGGUUCUGGUGUCAAGCGCCCGCUGGGGCGGUACACCUGUCAAACGGUAACGCAGGUGUCCUAAGGUGAGCUCAGGGAGGACAGAAACCUCUCGUUUGAGACGGGCUUAGGGCGCGGUCGAAUGAAUGCCGCCCCUCACCCAUCAAUGACAGCUUUGCAGAUCCUUUGCAUUCUAGCGGUCAGUUUGUCCAGAUACUCAGGUGACAUUUCACUCCACACUUUCUGUAGCUCUUGCCAUAGAUGUGGCUGUCUUGUUGGGCACUUAACAUACACCUUACAGUUUAGAUGAUCCCAAAAAAACUCAAUGGGGUUAAGAUCCAUAACACUCUUUUCCAAUUAUCUGUUGUCCAAUGUCUGUGUUUCGCCCACCCUAACCUUUUCUCUUUUUUUCUGUUUCAAAAGUGGCAAUUCUUUGCAAUUCUUCCCAUAAGGCCUGCAGCCCUGAGUCUUCUCUCUGAGUGGGUAGAAUUCAAUGAAGCUGUCAGCUGAGGACAUGUGAGGUGUCUAUUUCUCAAACUAGUGACGCUGAUGUACUUAUCCUCUUGUUUAGUUGUACAUUUGGCCUUCCACAUCUCUUUCUGUCUUUGUUAGAGCUAGUUGUCCUUUGUCUUUGAAGACUGCAGUGUACACCUUUGUAUGAAAUCUUGAUAUUUUUUUGACAAUUUCAAGCAUUGUAUAGCCUUCAUUCCUCAAAACAAUGAUUGACUGAUGAGUUGCUAGAGAAAGCUGUUUCUAUUUUGUACUUUUUGUCCUAAUAUUGACCUUAAGAUAUGCCAGUCUAUUGCAUACUGUGGCAACACAAAAACAAACACAAAGACAAUGUUAAGCUUCAUUUAACAAACCAAAUAGCUUUCAACUGUGCUUGAUAUAAUGGUAAAUUAGCAAUUUAGCAUGAUUCAUCAAGGAUAAGGUGUUGGAGUAAUGGCUGCUGUGACUGUCUAGAUUUGGUCAAAAAUGGCUUCUUCUUUUUUUUUAAAUAGUGAUGGUGCUGUUUUUUUACAUCAUUAAUGUCCUGACUAUACUUUGUGAUCAAUUGA